AUGAUCAUCCGCAAGGGUGGAGAGCGAGCGUACAAGCAGCAGCAGGUGGAGACGGGGGAUACUGAGACAGUGUCCUCGGUAAGUCUUAAUGGUUGCGGUUUCGGUGCACCCAGUCUUUGUGGAUUUAUAGCUGAUGUUAUUUACUAGCUCAUUUGCAGACGUGGUAAAAGAGAGCCAUGUACGGAAAACAGAAGUCAUUAACUAUUUUUUUUAUACUUAAGUCGUACCGGUGACACCUCUAAAUGGGGGGCACUUAGAAGGCAUCGGUGGAUCUCGAUCUGACAUGACGCCUGAUUUUCACUGUUGGCCACCUGGGUCAACGUCUGAACUUGUCUACGUCCCAUCGCAUGUUUUGGUCACAAUGCACGAUUGGCUGCGGAGAAUAUACAGCAGAUGUACCAAUUCAUGAAGUGCCAAUAGAAGCAAAGAGAUGUGUCCCAGGAAGUAGUCUUGAAGAAGGAGACACCAUCACUGGGACGGGAGCUUUAUUCACCUGACGUUUCGGAUUCCUGCUCGAACCCAUUCUCAGAGACAAAAACGGAUACCGGUGGUUCAUGCACAAGGGGCUUCAUUCGCCAUGCUACCGCAUACGUAUGAAUAUUCAUGGCUACCCCCCAACUUCAUCAGGAAUUGUUGUACUUUAGGUGGUGAUUGUUUGAUGGCUGAUGUGUUGGAUGUUGUUUUGAUGAUUGCUCGACCAUCUGAGCCACCAACCCUGACGUUGGGAACAGCGUUCACCUGUGCGCUCCCCGUGUGGCUAAUUACUCAGCCAUGCGAAGUCUCAGCACAGAUUAUGGAAGGGGAAGGUUGUUGCACUUGUUAAUGGACUGGGAGGUCAUUGAAACACGACUGGAGCAAAUCGCAGCUCACGCGGUUGUCACCUCUAGCGGGAAUUUUUAAUGUGUGACCAAACUUCGUUGAAUGAGCAGCAGCUUGAGAAAUAACGUCAUUUCUCCGCACCACUGCUGAGUGUUUGGCCACUCGCGUUCGGGGCUGUCUUACGGAUUCUCCGAGGUAUUUGCUUUGUCCACAACGGCACCAGAUCCGAUAAACGACUCCAGACGUUUCUUGACGUGACAGCGGGUCAUUCGGUUUUAUUUCCUGACGCCUGAUUGUUGCCUCCGCUCUGAGUGCAACUCCAGCUCCAAGUGGUGCGAGAAGGCGGCCGAAAGCUUCCGACUCGUCGGAGGUACUUUAUUUAGGCAAUCUUGUCUUUCGGCUUACUGCAGUGCGUUUCCAUAGAGCGUCCUUACACAAUUGCGUUUGUGGCUGGCUGGUUUCUGCUGAAGUUCAUUAAUUACAUCGUAUUUAUGGCUUUCCUGUACCCCCUAGUCUUUAGUUCACCACAAUCCUUCCGGCAUAUGAAGACAUCCGGUAAGACCAGCUGGUUGUUCUCUUCCUCCUCCAUCGUAAAUUCUAUGUCCGGGUACACCGCAUCUAGACGCUCCUUGAAUGUCGGUAGUUGAUCCCAGUCGAUAACGACGAGGGUAGAACGACGAGGGCGCAGAACUUCGGUCUGUGGUGUUGGAAGACCAGCGACUCUAACAGUGGCAGGACAGCCUCUGCGAUGAAUCCCGAGUUCGGAAUUGUGCUGACGAACCGACCGUAGAAGUCAGUAACUUGAGACGCCCAAACAGCCACAUAACCAGUCCACACAUUAAAGUAUCAUUGAGCGACAAGAUAGCUCGGAGAGGCGCGCCCUUUUGUGCAUGUUAUGGAGGCCGUAGAAUUGGGUCAAAGUCCUAUCUUGGGGUCUCGCCAUGCGUCUGUCGGUUGGUGUUAUUCCACCUGAAUUCUCCAAGGCCAACAACUCAGCAUUACUUCCGUGUGUCAGCGCUUUUCCAGGGUUCGCUGCACAUGGGUCAUUCAGUAAACCUUUGCCUUUCGUAGGUAUUCUGUCCUGUCCAGCACAACCGUAAAGCGCCCCUUGUCUGCUGGCUCGAUGACCAGGCCUUUGUCGGCCUCGAGUCUUCUAGCGCAUAGCGCUCGACCUUGGAAAGCAUUUCCCGCGGCUUGUGGUCCAUUAGGAGGGACAACACUUGGUGUCGGGUGAGGCUCUCAGUCUCCUCCAUUGCCUCCGUCUGACUAAGAACUGACUCCACUGCUGCAAUCAUGUUAACAAGUUUGGCGUCAGCCGUGUUAAAUGAAGCUUCGUGCCAUAAAACUUGCAUCUGAUCUUUCGUCAGCUCCUUUGACGACAGGUUGUGCAUCAGUUUGUUGUUUUGUGGGCGACGUUGAAUUGGGCGGCUUUCUGAAUUUGUUCUCCAGUGCUGCGUCGCGUAUCACUCUCUGUUCGUGGGUUCGUUCGGUCAGCCUCUUCAGGGGCAGAUUUGUGUAAAUUUCACAAUAUCUGGUUUUUUAUUGAUCAAUUCUCUGGCGGCUCUUGCAAAGUUUCGCGUGGCCUUUAUGGAGGAGCACUCGGAGCAUCCUUCUGUCAUGCUGAAAUACUGCUCGUCUCGCCAAAUUCGUGUUCAUCGGGACUUGCAUGAAACACAUUUUGGUAACACGUCGUUUUCGAGGCACCUCUACAGAAACCGAAUCUGUGAAUACGUAUAGGCCUCUGAAAGAGCGAAGGUUUUCCGUUGCCAGGCCGAUUGGAGCGCAUCGCGCCUAAAUACAUUGUCAAUAGAAGCAAAGAGACGAGUCCCUUCUAUUGGCAAUGUAUUUCUAACGAAGACGAAUUGACACUCAGUCAUAUUUGGUCUGGCGGUUACUUAGUCAUUCUAUAAUUCACAUGUAUUGCCUUUGUACAAGCCCCUCUACAUUUUCUUCAGAGAGUGCACUUGCCUGUUCCACCCUAUCUUCCAUCUGAUUUGCAGAGCAUCGGCCACACUCAUCUCCCCCUAACCUACCUGUCUCGAGAACCUUCCCAGCAGCAAGUGUUCGCAUAUCACUCUCUACUAACCUCAUUUUACGUGGAGAAGGCAAGGAUAGGCUGCCACCUCAGACCGCCUCAAUGUGCGUCUACUCAUUCACUCGCUCCUGUAGUGCAGGCUAUAUUGGUCAUACGAGUUGGCGCCUUUCCAAAAGAAUACGAGAACACCUUUCCGCGUGGCUGGAAAAAGGUGAAACUAGGAGAAUAGGCAGCGCCAUCCUUGCGCAUGUAGUGGACUCAGGGCAUUGUGUGGACCCCGCUGAAGCAUUUCGUGUGAUUUAUAAGGUCCCCUCGAGUUACCCUAAGCUACUGGGCCAGCACAUGUUAUCAACAGCAGAAAAGGCCGUUAUCAGGUUACGAAAACCGACCCUAUGCGCCCAGAAGGACCUCGUGCAGGCUCCGCGCUUAUCGUGGUCAAAGGUUGACUAACCGCAUCCAACUUUCGGCACCCUUCCGCUCCUGCAUAGCCUGCAUUUUAAAAACGAAUUUUUAUCGAUUUUUUUUCAUUCAGUGUACACCGCCCCAUAUAACUGUACUGGCUUGACGAUAAGUUAUCGAAAGCAACGUUCGCUCGCCACCUUUGCUUCUGGACAUACAUUUGGGCUGACUUUAUUGGCAACGAAAUGCUACGGAUCCCAGAGGCUUUAUGCUGUUGCUUACUAUUUCGAUAUCAAAUUUUAUACCUACAAAAUAUGUCAGGUUAACAAACAUAUACUCCAAAUGUGCACAUGCAUCAUGGGGAAGCAAUCGUUGCUAAGGCGAUAAACUGUAUAUCAUAUAAUAGCGGUUUUCGUUCAAAUGUCUUGAUGCGAAACAGUUAAUUUGAACACAGGUGCCUAGACUCGACUUCGGUCGUGAAAUGCCGCAUAGACCUAGUAGUGAGAACGCUGGAUAACGGGAGUCAGUACGCUUUUCUAGACAACCUGUCUGGUCUGGAUGCGAUCUCGUGGAUGCAAGGAUUACUGAUUACUAGUCAUUGAAUAACCUCCGUGGCCGAAUGCAGUGACAGGGGUGUUCGGUAUUUCGUUUUGAAAUUAGCGCAAAUGUUAUGUAACUUGGCAUAUUUCUGAUCGUGACAGAAAAACGUGAGGUCGAUAGCUGAAACGGUAGGUGUGAUGAUCUUCGGAUGUUAGAUGAGUCAGUGGAUGUUAGUUAAAAUAUCGGUUGCGCGACACGCGGUGUUGGGGGAUUACUGAAAAAUAUCUGUUAGUGGGUGGGGGACUCAUAACAGCCAGUGACAUUCCGUAAUGAUACUUUAUGAAGUUAGAAAAAGAGUUCGUUGACUUUUGCAAGACUCAGUACCGAAUGUGCCGGAUUCCGUAUUGUCUUAAGAUUGCUGUCGAAGCCUCUCACAGUUGUCUUCAUUGUGACGGACAUUUGGUAACAAUAAAUGUCACCAAGGGAAACACGGUUGCCUGUGGGGAUCGGUUCUGCCUUCCCUGUCAUAACCUGCCAAUCAUAGCGAGACUUUUUAAGACCGCGAAAUGUCCAUUCACAUAGCAUCGUACCUGGCCAUUUACCACUGCUCCUCAUGAAAUGUACCACGUGGUCCGCAUCCAUUGUACCAUUUUAUGGACUCUGUAUGAUAUCUCUUAAAUGGCAUAGAAAAAUAUGUAAGUUUCUUUACGCGGAACGCAUGUACCUUGUGGAGUAAAAUCACUAAGCGCUAAUGCAACGAAUGAUCAGGCUCCAAAUCAUUCGGUAAUUAGAAAACUUUUUUUAAAACCUAAUUAUACUCCUUCCUUAAGUAUAAAAUAUAAAGAAGACGUGAUUUUCAAUUGCCUAACUAAAAGAAAGCAUUUUUUGUUUAUGGUUUCUAUAAAAUAUAUUUGAAUCUCCAAGACCAUCGAAAAUCAAUGGGGAAAAUGCAUGCUACUUAAGUGGUCAUUUUUUGCCGAGUACGCAUUCUGCAGGAGAUUGACAAGAAAUGCCUUUAAAAGCCGACAUUCUGCCGAGUCCGAAAUGUUAUAAGAGUGUGCCUCAAGAUAAUCAGUAUUACAACCGCGACCAAGUAAUCCUUCUUAAUCGAAAACGCAUUUGAGAAUUUCAGCCAACAUUUCAUGAGAUCGGUCACGCACUGUAUGUGCACAUUCCGUGAGCUUGAAUUUUCGCGGGCACAUUGUCAUAGCUGGAGUGCGCGGCCUAUCAUUCUGAGUGUCGGUCUUGGAUGCCUGACAGCUUGAAGUCUGCGAUUCUCCGAAGCCUGGAAUAGAGGAAGGAGUACCAGUUGUCUCUACUGACAAUGCACAACGUAAUUGAUCGUCUUGUCAUCGUUUACUAUCGGAAAUACUAAAGGGUCUACUCACAUCGCCAUUGUAGGAGAAGAAACAUCUUCAGCAUAUGGUGUGCGUGCUCAGCGAAUAAUUUUACAAUCUGUAAAUUCCGUCUUUCCUCUUAGGAGGUCUGUGAAUGCGGAUGCGAACCCCACGUGUUGCUAGUGCCCUUUAUCCUCGAUUCUACGGUAGGGAUCGGUUACGCUAUCCUAGCCCCAAACGUAAGCACAAUGUGGGCAUUGCAAGUAAAGUUGGCCGAACUUUGAUGCUAGAAUCGUUAGUGGGAAAAUAGUCACAGCUAAAACAAAGAAAGGGCAACCUGAUGUCUCGGUUUAGAAGAAGGAUUGGUUUUAGGGUUAUUGUCAGGGGGAGAAUUGAGCCUAAGGUUAGGGAGUAAGUUAAGUGUAAGCAUUUCGGUCAGGGUUAGGGUUUGGAUUGAGAUUUUGGUUUACUUUUAGUCUUAAGGUUGGAGUUAAGUGUUUGGGUUAGGCUUACGGUUAAGCUUAGGGUUAGGGUCUGAGUCAGAGUUUUGGAAAGGGUUGAGGUCACGGCUAGGAUUUGAGUCAGGGUUAAGGUCAAGGUUUUUGGUAAGUUUGGGGUUAGGUGCUAUCAUUAGGUUUAUAAUGCGUUUAGGAUUAGGUUUACUUUUGAGGUUACGGUUAUGUUUAGCGCUAAGUGUAGGAUAUUGCUGCUCUGCGUGUCCCGUGAGCCAGGUCGUUUUCGCUGAGUCUGGGCUUCCUCCUGUCUCGCGGCAGAUUUUGCCAUACAUCAGGUUGUCUUUUCCGUUUCAGUCUUGGCUGCUUUCCUCCUCUUCGGCCUACUUUACUUUAAAUGCUCACAUUGUGCUUGCAUUUGGGACCUGGACAGCGUAAUCGAGCCUUGCCGAUUCUACUUGCCAUUUGGUUCGCGCAACGUACCUUUUUACUGGCCAGAACAUCUUAAUCGGUGACUGACGACCACACUAAUCCUCCUUGAAUUCUAUCUUCCUGAUACAUUACCUGAUGACACAUUUCCGAGUCCAGAUUUUAGCAGUCCCAGCACAGAAUUGUUUUCAAAUUGCAGUGAGGGCCAUCGAUACGUUGCUUUUCUACUGCAUCACCAAUUCGUGAGGCGAUAGAGAUGAUCGGGUCGGACGCCUCCCGACCAAUUCCUGCACUUCCUGGAGUUGGUGGUGUUUUGCGUCAUCUACGAACGCCUGCACUGGCACCGGCCUUGUGCAUGCAUUUUGAUGACGUCCCUAGAGUAGGUGGACUAACUCUGGAAAUGUCAACCGAGAUUUCGAAAUGUGUUCUCGUUUCGAAAAGAUUAAAUAGGUAUGAUUGUGAAAGUAAUCCCGAUCCAGCAUAAAUUAAUUAUGAUCCAGUUACUACAGAGUGUCUUCUUUCGAAUAAACCUAUUUUCGACUGCAUGCAAAAACCAUACUCUGUAAAAAAAUGACUACUUAAUAAGCGUGCAAUUUUUUCAUUUAUUUCAGAGGCCCAUGAAAAUUCCACAAUAUGUCAUGGAAAACAUGCAUAAAAUAUUCAUUCCUUUACUUAUUCUGUAGACAAUCACGUCUUCUGUCAAGUUUCUGUUCGAUGCAAGAUUAUAAUUCGGUUUUAAAAAUCAUUUCUAGUUCCCGAAUAAUUUUGAACCCGACCUCCUGUUAAACUUGCAUUCAGGGUUUCCAGACUACAAGCGGUAUAUUUUCCGUGCACGGAAACCAUAAAUUUUAUAAGGUAUUAGGAGAAGAUCAUAUGCGGUUCAUAAAAUUAAGCAGUGGAUUUGAGAAGUUAUUGUUAACUUUACAAGACACAUUGGAAAAUGCAGAUACGUGACGUUUUAUGAACAGCCAUUUCACGUAUUAAAAAUCUCACAAUUAGAAAUUUUUUGAAACCUGAUUAUACUCUUCUUUCGAAUAUAAAAUUGAAAGAAGACGUUACGACCUGCAGAAUAAAUGAAAGGUUAAAUAUUUUUGUUCAUUUUUUUCAUGAACCAUAAUUUAGCUCUUAAUAGCAUCUAAAAUUAAUGAGAAAAAUGCAUCCAACUUAGGUAGUAAUUUUUUAAAGAUUAUAGUUUUUGCCUGCAGUGGAAAAUAGGUUCAGUCGAAAGAAGGCUCCAUAGGGUACCUGGAUCAUUAUGGAAUUAUGCUGGAUGGUGAUUAGUUCUACAUUCAUGCUUAGUUAAUUUUUCGAAACGAGAACGCAGUUAAAAAUUUCGGUUGACAUUUCAUGAGUUAGCCCGAUUACUGUACAUUGGGUGACGCUGGAGGGCCUUCCACUUGGCUGGUGACCGAUGGCCCCUUCUCCAAAACAUUCAUUUUUCACCUCGGCCUCCGCGACAUCCAUGCUGCAGACCGGUGAUCUGGGUUCAAUGGAUGUUUAUGGGUUGGAUCAUGUUGACGACUGAUAUGCUGCCGGGAGUUCCUACGGGAAGUAAUGCCGAUUUGCCACUCCUUAAAUCCCCUCCGUUCUAUCCGCAUCUCUUGCUUCGUUUUUCACUAAUUGCAUCAACAGAAAAGUUUGAGUUACGGUACUGACGAAAAACUGAUGCAGCAGAAUGAAUGAAAACACGGACGAGGGUAUGUAUUGGGAAUAAGUCAUAGUAUAUAAGGUAGAGUUCAGAAAUAAAACAAAGUCACAAGUGGAAUAUUGAAGCACAGAAAGUUAAUUUGUCCACGUAGAUGUAAACAUCAUCAUCAUCUGUAUGUAGGUAGUAGUUUCAAUAGUAAGAAAUAGUGGUGACCUAAAAAUAAAUCCUCUUUUUAAAUGCCGACCGCCGCGAAAACAAACCGCAGGACGCAGACGUACUGUAGCCGUUUGAAAAAAAAUUACAUAAGAGAAUGCCCUGUGUCAGGCUGACCUGCGUGGGCCAACAUUGACGAGAUACAGUAUCGUCUAUGGUUUGGACCACCGGCCUAAAACAGGCGUGGAAAACCAUCCUGUCCCACAUCGCGGAAGUGUACCCUGUGAAGCAGAUGAGCAAUGGACAAGCUCGAGAGAACUGGCACGCAAAAGCCACUUUUCUAAGCGGCAAAAAUUUCCAUUUGUAUAAAGUACUUGCAAAUACUCAGCCUCUGAUAUGUGGCAGAUUGCGAACGAAACUUUUUCAUGACAUCCGACAUGUUUAGCGUGAGGGGCACAAUAAUAUGUCUCUCGGAUGUAAAUAUUUUCAUGUGUAUAAAGUAAACCAAAAAUACUCAGCCAUUCAUAUUCCGUUGGUUGCAGACAAAACUUUCUCGUAACAUCUAGCACGGCCGGGAUGAGGAGUUCAAUAGUGAGUCUAUAUAGACAUUCCUUCGACGCCUGGUUCUCGGGGUGGUUGUUUGCAUGGUCAGUAGUACAGGCCAGCGAAACACUUAGAGAAAGUCAAUGCCAAGGCCUAGGUGGUGCAGGGGAAAAACAUAAAAGAACAGCACCUACUUAAACAAAUGCAGUAGCCAGUCUUGUAUAUUAUCAGGUCCAUGCCUGGUACAAAACAUCCUUACCGAACACGGUUAGUCCAGUCUUAGCCUGUGUUCCUCCGUCUAGUUCAGACUCAUGUACCCAAUCCCCUCACCUUCUCCGUGCAGAGGGAUCGACAAAGACGUAGGUAACUUGAAGACGCUCGUCUUCGGUCGCAUUUAGCCUUCAUUUGGCCGAUGAUGACCUCACGCACAGCUCAGAUGGUACAGUCCAGCCGAUUGGUUCGAUGAGCAUCUAGUCAGUUUGUUAGUGCGUACCCACCUGUCAGUCUAUGGCUGCGAUCUGUACCCAGGCGGAGAUUCCGCUUCCGAUAACUGCAUAUUGACAUACCUGUCUGCUUCUGAAUCUCGUGGCGAGAACACGGACACUUACAGACGGGGCAGAAUUCUUGCGCCCGAGUCCUACGCGGUGGGUUAGUCCAGCCUGACGCUCGCUCAUUGGUGGCACGGAAAAACUAAGGUAUGUGAUUUCCUCGUAUCAUUUAUAUUUAGCUUGGAUGGUUUGAUGACGCAGUGUGGGGCAGUGAAUUACAAACCACCGCUACCUCAGCCAUUUGGGCCAUGCGUCAGUUCUAUACUUCAAAGUGAAAAUUACGUCUCAUCAUUUGUGAUAGGCUAGUGGAUCCAAAAACGAGUCUGGAUGCGGGUCUAAUCUAAGAUCCUUCCCUGCGGAGAGACAGGAAUACAGAAGCUAAGAUUCGAACUGUCCCCAUGCGUUGUUUCAUGUCUUUUGGUCAUACCAAAUUUCUUGGUCCCGUAAUUUUUCAGAAUAACCCACUCUCAGAAUGCCUCAUCAUAAAGGACGUAGGUCUAAGUUAUACAAAUAAGCUUGCUUUAUCACCUCAUGCAGAUAGAAUCUCUGCCAAAGCCGCGCAGAUAUGUGGAUUCAUAUCGCAUAAUUUUCUCCUUCCGGAAAUGAAGCUAAGACCUUAUCAAAUGUUUGUUCCUCCAGUCCUUGAAUACUGCUGUCCAUUCUUCGGUGUAAUGAAAACCUGCGAACGUAAUAAAAUCGAAAAUGUUCAAAGGAUUUUCACCCGGAAACUGUUCUCUCAAGCUUCGUCCGGUAUUUCUUAUUCUCAGAGAUGUCAGCUAGCGAACAUUAAGUUUUUGUGGGUUAGAAGACCCGAAGCUGGCCUUUGCUUCCUUUUUCGCAUCAACUCCAGCUCCAGUCUUCCGCUCAUUGACACUCUCACUCCGAGAGAUCGGUCUUAUGCCACGCGCAACUCCUGCAUGGUGAUUCCGCCGCCUCUUUGCACUACAUCUAAGCGCUCCCUCUUAUUUGCUUCCAAAUAUGCCUUCCUUUGGAAUAAUCUUCCGCCUGAAAUUAGACUAUCGCCUAAGUUACUGGUAUUCAAGUCUAAAUUACGCAAUUAUCUUACACCGGAAAGCAUAAAGGCGCUGUUAACGGUCUCAUUCCCGAACACUCAGAUUCGUGACAUCGAGAAGGGUCCUCCUGGGAUUUAGUGAUAGAUUAAGUAGUAACUCUUAAUUAUAUCAUUAGAAACCCCUGUUUUGAAUUGGUUUCUAAAUACACUGCUAUCACUCCUCCCCCAUUGCGACAAUUUUUGCGGUUUUUGAUGUCAUCUCCCGCAUUUCGACCUCAUGCGGUCUGUCGACGCUCACGGCGGAACCCUCAGUAUUCACCGUCUACUAGUAGUUUGGUCGUACCUCCCUUCCCCACUGCUAAACUGAGCUCGAAGCGUGCUGUGGCCGAUCACAUCUGGGUUCGUUUCGUAUGGCCUCUUUGACGCGAAUAGUCUCAUGCGGCGUAUCAAUCCGGCCCAGACGAUCUCAAUUGUGAAACCUGUAUACAAUGCCACAUGCAGGCCCGUCCUUUCUGAUCCGCAUACGUGCCCCUCAAGGCUGAGAUUUAUUGCUACCCUGACGAUAACCGACAACAUUCCGUUAUAUACCGUCGCCUACAGGCCAGUCCUGUUCGGUUUUUCUGUCAUUAUUUUUAUAUGGGGUUUUUUUCUCCUGUAAAUUUAAUUCAAUCAUUUUUAAAUUUUCUUUAUGGAGUUUUUUCACCCCUCAAUCAUCAUAAUUCUCAAUGGACUACCAAUUCAGAAACUAUGAAUUUCAUUUUGUAAAGAUUCCGCCGGCCUCGUCUAAAACUCACAUGUAAAUUUAUUUUAACUUGCUUUGAUGGGACCCCGACGGGUCUUUAAUAAAAAAUUAUCUAUCUAUCUAUAACACUCGUUUCGUUUUGUGUAAAUCGUAUUGGGUCUUGAAUUAUUUAUUAACUUUUUCCUUGUCCACAGCGAAUAGAGCUCAAUUUUGCCACAUAUUUUGAAAUAAUGAUUUCAAAAUAUGGCGAAUUCCUCUCUCUGUCGGGACAAAGGGAAGUACCCUGUGUUCUCUCAUUGGUCGCUGAACUGCACAUCUAGGGGCCAUCAUGUGCAGUCGUGACAUGUGCUCAUGGCAUGUCUUAUUUGCGCCACUCUAACUCUGCUUCACCCUUAAACAGCGUUAUGCGUGCGUGCCCCCAAAGCCGGCCACUCCGUAAAUACGCUGGACCACCAUGGCGGUCGUAUUGGAUUCGGGCAGGCGCUAUCGGGAACUCACACUCAUGACAAAUGCCAAAAUUUGGGCUGUGGUGACAGGCCCAGUUGCUGGCUCAUGUCACCCCAAUUGGGAUUCCUGUCUCCCCUUCCCAUUGUUGUUGUUGUUGUUGUUGUUGUUGUUGUUGUUGUUGUUGUUGUUGUUGUUGGUUAAGGUACUGAACAAAUGUUCAUUAUGGACAAGGAUCUGUGGUGGCACGCCUAGGUGGGGGCCCGGUCGCAACAGCCACCUGUGCCAUUUCCCUCCUGCGAUCUUCCUGACACAGGACUCAUGUGACGAGGAGGAGGAGGAGGAGGAGGAGGAGGAGGAGGAGGAGGAGGAGGGAGAGGAGGGAGUGCGGUGGAUGCAGCGAAAAUCCUCCAUCACUGUAAAAGAAACCAUGCGUAAGCCACUCUGCCUGUUCUCACCCUACUGUGGAGCACAACGUGAACAUUGUCGGUCACGAAGGUCGAACUGUCGUUACGCGCUGGAUACUCGACUGUGA
Molecule: messenger RNA, 11636 nt
Organism: Spirometra erinaceieuropaei
Lineage: Eukaryota; Metazoa; Platyhelminthes; Cestoda; Diphyllobothriidea; Diphyllobothriidae
Source: the annotation of a GenBank genome assembly